Messenger RNA from Vespula pensylvanica (western yellowjacket), 2714 nucleotides. RefSeq names its product 5-hydroxytryptamine receptor 1-like (gene 5-HT7). Gene Ontology annotation, cellular component: membrane. Gene Ontology annotation, molecular function: G protein-coupled amine receptor activity. NCBI's taxonomy places the organism in Eukaryota, Metazoa, Arthropoda, Insecta, Hymenoptera, Vespidae. Gene Ontology annotation, biological process: adenylate cyclase-activating adrenergic receptor signaling pathway. The record is from RefSeq and is a predicted model, not a curated record. Bases 1012 to 2535 code for a protein of 507 amino acids. The transcript has 6 exons.
UUGUUUCUUCUUUACUUGUCGAUAUAUCGAGAAUAUCGAGAAGAGGAUCGAAGGUCGAAGCUCGAUGAUAAUGCGUGAUCCCUUGGAAGGAUUCGCUUUGAACACGUAUGCUUCAGAAUAUUGAUAGAUAGAUGGAUAGAUAGAUAGAUUGAUUGAUUGAUUGAUAGAUAGAGAAGUAGAGACAAAGAGAGAGAGAGAGAGAGAGAGAGAGAGAGAGAGAGAUCGAAAUUAUAUAUGGUUUCUAAAGUCCUUUUUCUCGAGGAUCGGUUCUUCGCUUUAUAAAGAAACCUCCCGAUUCACGGAAAAGGAAAGAACAGCUCGACGGUUCGUUUGAUAAACGAAGUUUUAAAUCGUAGGUGCUUUUACGAAGGAGAGACAACAGAGAAACUGAAAGAGACAGCUUGUUGCAUUUGUCGUAUGUCGGAGUCGAUGGACUCGUGUUUGUGUGAAACAAUCGUAUGACUAUUUUUGACUAUUAUUAUUAUUAUUAUUAUUGUUAUUAUUAUUAUUAUUAUUAAUAUUAUUAUUGAAAUCGAUUGAACGUUGAAAUCAAAAAAGUGACGAGAACGAUUGUGAUUCAGUUCUUAUGUGAUAAAUGGUGAUCGGAAAUCGGUACUUUGAGAAACAUUGACGAAGAGUUCGAGAGAAAGAAGGAUCGUCGUGAUCGACGUGGUCAAGAAGAAAAUCUUGGACUUCGUUUCAUCGAGGGGAAAAAAAAAAGAAUUUAUAUAUAUAUAUAUAUUUUCUUUUUUUUCAACUUUUCGAAGUUCCGGUUGUUUCUUUGCUAGUGUCGGAGGCUGCGAAGAGAGAGGAUCCUGUUUUUCUCUUCCACGUGAUGGCUCCUUAAGCCUAAGAUAAGGGAUCGUCAAAGGUCAAAAAGUUAGAAGGUAGAAAUUCCCAUGCGCGUUCGGAGCAACCGUGGAGGGCCACGGUCGAAAGGAGAGAAGGAGCAUGACGUAGUAAUCGGCGAGGGGGGCGCUUGGGAUGCUCCUGACUUUCGGCUAGGGUCGUAUGGAGGGGAAGGACGAGACCACCACGGAGGACACCCUACUUUUCAAUCUGACGACCAUCGACAUCAACGACAACGACGAGUUACUUCCAAGAUUUCCCGGCAAGCAUUCGCUUUACACGCCUUUUCAGGCUAUACUGAUCGCCCUGGUGCUGGUAGGCAUUAUCGUCGGCACUGUCAUUGGAAACAUCCUGGUUUGCGUCGCGGUAUUCCUCGUUAGGAAGCUACGACGACCGUGCAACUAUCUACUGGUUAGCCUUGCCGUCAGUGAUCUCUGCGUGGCGCUCCUAGUAAUGCCGAUGGCAUUGCUAUACGAGAUAUCCCACAAUUGGACAUUCGGAGCGCUUAUGUGUGAUCUUUGGGUUAGCUUCGAUGUACUCAGUUGCACCGCCAGUAUUCUCAAUCUAUGCAUGAUAUCUCUCGAUCGGUAUUGGGCGAUCACGAAGCCUCUACAAUACGGCGUUAAGAGGACACCGAAACGGAUGAUAAUCUACGUUACCCUCGUUUGGCUCGUCGCAGCUUGCGUUAGUCUGACGCCAUUGUUGAUUAUCGAAAACGCUCAUACCUAUUCGGAAACUGGACCGUCACACUGCACCGUCUGUCAGAAUUUCUUUUACCAGAUCUACGCAACCCUCGUCAGCUUCUAUAUACCUCUUAUCGUCAUGAUACAGGUAUACUACAGAAUAUUCCGUGCGGCACGGAAGAUAGUUCUCGAGGAGAGAAGGGCUCAAAGCCACUUGGAAAGCCACUGCUAUCUCGAUAUCGAACCACCUGUACAGCAUCCAACGACGCCUGGUAUAAAUCGUCAAUUUAAUUCGGACGUAACUACGGGCCAAGGUAGUCCACCAGUCAAACAACAUAGAAGUUCCAGUGCUUCCACUACGUGUAGCGGCCAUGCAGUGAGAUGUUUCGCCGGUGGUCCACGAAAAAGCAACGAGUCUCAAUGUCCGAUGUUGCAGAAAUUAGAGAAGCCAAUUCUAUCCUCGUCGACGACUACCAUGACACCAUCGAUAACGUCGACGUCCAAGCCAACUUUGAUAAGGAAUCAUUUGAACAGCACCUGUAGCGUAACCAAUUCGCCGCAUCAAAAGAAAUUAAGGUUCCAUUUAGCGAAAGAAAGAAAAGCCAGUACGACGUUGGGCAUCAUAAUGAGCGCAUUCAUCGUUUGUUGGUUGCCAUUUUUCGUUCUUGCAUUGGUCAGACCGUUUCUUCCUGAUCCACAAGCGAUUCCAACGUUUUUGUCGAGUCUAUUCCUUUGGUUGGGUUAUUGCAAUAGCCUUUUAAAUCCGAUUAUUUACGUAACGCUUAACAGGGACUUUCGGAAGCCAUUCCGCGAGAUACUCUGUUUCCGAUGCAGCAGCUUAAAUCACAUGAUGCGAGAAGAGUUCUAUCAAAGUCAAUAUGGCGAUCCAGUGAACAACUAUGAGAUCAAAGCCGGCGAAACCGAAACCGGAGAUAGAUUGGACGAUCAAGGGGUCGAAGCGAUCGACGUUGUGGCCAACACACCUAAUGAGAGCUUUCUGUGAUCCAAGUGAAUAAUUUUACCUUUAUCAGACUAAUUAUUCGUAAUGCUCUGAGCUUCUUAUGAGAUAUCUAUCUCUGCAUCUAGACUCGAGUCAUUUCAACUUUUAAUAUUUAUCUGCGAUGCGUCGAUCGAUUUCUAACCCUAUUUGAGCAUUUAUUAGCGGAUUUUCUUUUUCUUUUU